This is a messenger RNA of Beta vulgaris subsp. vulgaris (sugar beet), 1285 nucleotides long. Its product is annotated as probable calcium-binding protein CML21. The record is from RefSeq and is a predicted model, not a curated record. The coding region runs from base 180 to 872 and encodes 230 amino acids. Gene Ontology annotation, molecular function: calcium ion binding. NCBI's taxonomy places the organism in Eukaryota, Viridiplantae, Streptophyta, Magnoliopsida, Caryophyllales, Amaranthaceae. The transcript is spliced from 5 exons.
CAUCACAUAUGACUAAUAAUAAAUUAAUAAUAAUACCAAUGCCGUGGCCCAACAUUUUCGCCCCAUUUGUAUCAAAGACACACUGAACGACAAUCUACCCCCUCCCGCACUCAUACGGAAUUCUGGGGUUGAAUUGAUCUUCGAACAUCGUUUCAGAGAUAAAUAUUUUGUCAUAGCUGAUGAUGGGAGGUGCACUAGGGGUACCUGAAUCACCAAAAAGGGGUUAUCUUCCUGAAACCAAACUUGAAGCCAAAAUGGUUGAAGCUAUGCAGGAGAGGGCAUCUAAAGGAACUGUAAUGAAGUCCUUCAAUACCAUCAUUCUCAAAUUUCCAAAAAUUGAUCAAAGCUUUAGAAAAUGCAAGGCUAUCUUUGAAGAAUUUGAUGAGGAUAAAAAUGAAGUGAUAGAUCACAAUGAGCUGAAACACUGCUUUCGCAAAUUGGAAAUAUCUUUCACCGAGGAAGAGGUCGAUGAUUUCUUCAAGGCAUGUGAUAUAAAUGAGAACAUGGGGAUGAAAUUCAACGAAUUUAUUGUGCUUCUCUGUCUUGUCUACCUUCUUCAGGAGGAUCAACCAAAGACCGGAGUUAAAUCUCGGAUGGGGUUGCCCAAUCUGGAAGCCACAUUUGAGACACUGGUUGAUGCAUUUGCUUUUCUGGAUAAAAACAAGGAUGGCUAUGUCAGCAAGACCGAGAUGAUUCAGGCAAUAAAUGAAACUACCAGCGGGGAACGUUCUUCAGGACGAAUAGCGAUGAAAAGAUUUGAAGAGAUGGACUGGGAUAAAAAUGGAAUGGUUAAUUUCAAGGAAUUUCUUUUCGCUUUCACCCGUUGGGUUGGUAUUGAUGAAGCUGAAGAUGAGGAUGAAGAAAAGGCUUAAUUUAUUCUGCUUGGAUGGUGGUAACUGGUAAGGUUGAUGGUGGUCGCACCCAGACUGUUGUUUUGUCGAAAUGUUGAAUUGAUGAUAUCAAAAGGCGCUGCUGGAUUGCUGUUGCUCAUUUUGCAAUGUAAAUAGGCUUUGGUCAGCAACGGUACAGUUUAAAUAAGUGCAACACCAAAUUCUAAAGAUAUUGAUCUAGCCUUGGUUUUGGUUUCGGUUUUGGAUUUUACAUUCCAUCAUGUGUUUCCUGUGAUAAAGUGGUGGAUGGAUAUGUGUUAGAUUAGAUUUCUGAGACAGAAUCUCAUUUUUGGUGGGAAGAUUUGUUUAGUAAGGUGUAGACUCAUUCCUAGUACUAUUUUAAGAUGGCUGAAAAAGCUCACAUUUUCUAAAAAUUAUAGCAUUGGUUUCAUGUA